Messenger RNA from Daldinia vernicosa, 525 nucleotides. RefSeq lists its product as uncharacterized. Lineage: Eukaryota; Fungi; Ascomycota; Sordariomycetes; Xylariales; Hypoxylaceae. The coding region runs from base 1 to 525 and encodes 174 amino acids. The transcript is spliced from 2 exons. The record is from RefSeq and is a predicted model, not a curated record.
AUGGAUUCUAAUUACGAAAUGCCUACCCCCUAUUUCAUCCAUUCGCUCUCUGACGAAUCCCAACCUAAAACGAAUGAGAAAGCAUAUACCUGGUUUCCUACGAUGGACUUUCGCAGCGUAUGGUCUUUGGAUCACUGUGACUUGGUUGCUUUCAAUGCCUUGCUUCUCUCUGGAGGAACAUGGCAGACUACGCCGCGGCUAACUAUAGCGACUAAUUUAUACCGCAUCUUUGCAACGUGUGAACAAUUAUAUCCCAAGUUCAAAGAUGGUCCACUCAAGAAGAGCGAAGUGCGAGAGUUCUUCUCCCUUGUUUAUGCCCAUCUAAGCGACCACUGUCUCGCCCACGACCACUUGGAGGAAGACGGUCCCCGACGCACAGCCAACCUUGUGGAGUUCUUCAUUCAUGCGUCUAGGAACUACAAUCCUAAAAAAUAUGUGAUCGAUUUAGAUACGGUUCCGCUUAACGAGAUAAUACGCCGGUUUACUUUGACGUCGAGUUUUCCUGAACGUACAUGGUUCUACUGA